AUGGCCUAUGUCGUUCCUAUCCACGGCGCGAGUGCCAUUCGGCAUGCUGUGAAGCUCAACUUCUUCUCGCAAGAUGAUGAAUGUCUUGUUGUUGCCAAGUCAAAUCGCCUUGAGUAUUACAGGCUGUCACCAGAUGGUCUUACCCUCGCGGCGACUUCUAGGCUGUUUGCUCAAAUUACCAUGCUAGCAAGACUCCCGGCUCCCGCAAAUUCACAUACUGAUCACCUGUUUAUCGGCACCGAUCAAGAUAACUACUUCACCGCAUCGUGGGAUCAUAAAAGUAACCAGAUCUACACAGCACGCAGCUGUGUCAAUAUUGCUGAGCCUUCCUCAAGACCAUCUCACUGCUCACCGCGCUGUCUUGUUGAUCCCACGGGCCGAUUCAUGACACUCGAGAUCUACGAGGGCGUGAUAAUAGUUGUGCCAAUUGUGCAACCGACAAAGAAGCGAGGCCGUGUGUCAACGGCGGCCGGGGCUGAUAAUCCUCCUAAGGUGGGGGAACUCGCCAAACCGACUACAUCACGAAUCGACGAACUGGUCGUCAGAUCCUCCGCUUUCCUACACUCAGAAUCGAACCCCUGGCUAGCACUACUGUACGAGGACAACGCGCAGAAGGUGCGUCUCAGGAUCCGCGAGUUGGAAUUCACUCCUGGAACCUCGUCAGGGUCUCCUCCAGAGGCUAUAUUCAACGAAGUGCAAGACCUUGAAGGGGGACAAUUCGGGCAGGAGCUUGACCUUGGCUCCUCACAUCUCAUUCCGAUUCCCGCGCCGCUUGGUGGUUUAAUUGUGCUCGGUGAGACUACAAUCAAGUACAUUGACGACAAUGCCAAUAAUGUACUCACACGAAAUCUCGGCGAGGCAACCGUCUUCGUUGCCUGGGAAAAGAUUGAUAGCCAACGUUGGCUCCUGGCCGAUGACUACGGACGUCUUUCUUGCCUAUCAUUUAUUUUGAACAAUCAGGGUGAGAUAGAUGACUGGAAACUCGACCAACUGGGCACCACUACUCGCGCGGGGGUCCUGGUCUAUCUCGGUGGUGGUAUGCUGUUCGUGGGGUCAUACCAUGGAGAUUCACAGGUGGUCCGGUUGAAUGAUACAUCCUUUGAGGUCAUCCAGGUCUUGUCCAACAUAGGGCCCAUCCUCGAUUUUACAAUCAUGGAUCUUGGAAACCGCACCAACGAGACCCAAACCCAUGAGUUCUCAUCUGGACAGGCCCGUAUUGUGACUGGAUCUGGCGCAUUCAGCGAUGGUACCCUGCGAAGCGUACGCAGUGGCGUCGGCAUGGAAGAGCUUGGCUUGCUUGGGGAGAUGGAUCAUAUUACAGACCUUUGGGGUCUACAGACCCAAAGACAGACCAGUGGUAAAUCACUGGAUACACUGGUGGUCACUUUCGUGGACGAAACCCGCGUGUUCCGGUUCAGUACCGAAGGCGAAGUGGAGGAAUUAGACCAAUUCCUGGGGCUUUCAUUCACAGAAAACACCCUCCUAGUCGCGCGUCUUUCUGGUGACCGAAUUUUGCAAGUCACUGAAAAGCGAGUACUGGUCGCUGAUCUAGAAAGUGGGAUGGUCACUUUUGAAUGGGAGCCUCAGACCCGUAAACACAAGCUGAUCACGGCUGCCUCCAACAACGACGAGAGCCUCAUCUUGGUUGUCAGUGGUCGCAUCGUCGUGUCUUUUGACCUCCAAGGCAAUGUCAAAUUCGCCACAGAAAAAGACUUCGGUGAUGAUCACCAGAUAUCUGGCCUGACCGUCCCGUCUGAGCCACAUGGAGUCUUCAUUGCCGCAUUUCCACAGUCGGCUCAAGUGUCUGUUCUUGCCAUCGAUGACUUGGCUGAGCUUCACACUAAGUCACUUGGCCCUGCGGGGGAGAGCUUUCCACGAUCGGUUCUAGUGGCCCAGGUACUAGUCAAUUGUCCACCAACCCUCUUUGUCUCUAUGGCAGAUGGAUGUGUUGUGACCUUCUCGCUGAACCCAGAGGACAAGUCGCUCAGUGGGAAUAACAAGCUAGUCCUCGGCUCUGAGCAGCCGAUCUUCAAAAAGCUACCCAAAGGCGAUGGCUUGUACAAUGUGUUCGCCACCUGCGAGAAUCCUAGCCUGAUUUACGGCUCGGAGGGUCGCAUCAUUUAUUCUGCCGUAAACUCCGAAGGCGCAACCCGGAUCUGUCAUUUGGAUGCAGAAGCGUUCCCCGACGCUAUUGCGGUGGCCACCGAGAGGGAGUUGAAGAUUGCGCUGGUUGACAAAGAACACACGACACAAAUCCAAACUUUGCCAAUGGGCUCGACUGUUCGGCGCGUUGCUUAUUCGCCUUCUGAAAAGGCAUUCGGACUUGGCACCAUUGAACGCACAUUCCUCGGUGGCGAUGAGCACGUCAAGAGCCACUUCGUUCUUGCUGAUGAGAUCAUGUUCCAACAGCUUGAUGCCAUCGAACUAGGUGCCAACGAGCUCAUUGAGAGUGUUAUCCGAGCAGAGGUGCCGGCCGGAAAAGAUGAUCAGGGCAAAGCGGCCACCAAAGAUCGAUUCAUCGUCGGCACGGCGUUUACAGAAGGUGAUACGGAUGCUAUGGGCGGACGAAUCCUUGUGUUGGAAGUUGAUCAUGGUCGCAAACUCAGUCAAGUUGCUGAGUUGCGGGUUCGGGGCGCGUGUCGGGCUCUCGCUAUGAUGGGCGAUUGCAUCGUGGCAGCUCUCAUGAAGACUGUUGUUGUCUACAAGAUGAAAACCAACAACGUUGGACCGAUGAAGCUGGAAAAGCUCGCCUCAUACCGAACCUCGACUGCGCCAAUUGAACUCACUGUGGUUGGGAACAUGAUUGCCGUGGCAGACCUGAUGAAGAGCCUGUGCCUGGUCAGAUACAACCAGGGCAAAAAUGGCGAGCCCGAUGCGCUUGUAGAAAUCGGCCGCCACUACCAAACCAUGUGGUCCACAGCCGUUGCUUGUGUCGGGGACGAAACAUUCCUCCUGAGUGAUGCUGAGGGCAAUCUCGUCGUUCUUUCUCGGAACAAAGAAGGCGUUACCGCCCAGGACCAGCAACGUCUGCUUGCGACCAGCGAGAUCUCGCUGGGGCAGAUGGUAAACCGAAUUCGCCCGGUUGAUAUUCCUCAUCUUGCCAGUGUGGCGGUCACUCCGCGCGCCUUCAUGGCAACGGUCGAGGGCUCUAUAUACCUGUUUGCGGUGAUCAAUCCAGACCACCAGGACUUCCUCAUGAGACUCCAAGCCGUGCUUUCUACCAAAGUCAAGUCCCUCGGUGAGCUUUCAUUCGACAAGUUCCGCGGCUUCCGCACCAUGGUCCGUACAGCCGAUGCGCCAUACAGAUUUGUUGAUGGCGAGCUCAUCGAGGAGUUCUUGAACUGCUCGCCCAGCAUGCAACAGGAGAUCGUUGAUGAGGUAGGAUCUGAUGAUGUAGAGGAGGUUAAGCGAAUGAUUGAGGCCCUGCGCCGACUUCACUGA
This is a messenger RNA of Penicillium salamii, 3441 nucleotides long. Lineage: Eukaryota; Fungi; Ascomycota; Eurotiomycetes; Eurotiales; Aspergillaceae. The record is from the annotation of a GenBank genome assembly.